This is a messenger RNA of Eublepharis macularius, 2227 nucleotides long. RefSeq names its product PTTG1 interacting protein (gene PTTG1IP). Gene Ontology annotation, cellular component: nucleus; cytoplasm. Lineage: Eukaryota; Metazoa; Chordata; Lepidosauria; Squamata; Eublepharidae. The transcript is spliced from 7 exons. The record is from RefSeq and is a predicted model, not a curated record. Gene Ontology annotation, biological process: protein import into nucleus. The coding region runs from base 140 to 667 and encodes 175 amino acids.
UCGUUCCGCCCUGUGCGCGCUCCCGCCAGUAAAGAGUGCGAGAGCUGGGCCGGGAUACCUGCGGCCGAAGGACAGCGAACGGUGGUGAGGCUGCUGCUGCUGCUGCUGCUGUAGGCCGGGGGACGGCUCCAGGUCCGCCAUGGAUCCUUGCUGGAGAGCGGCGCUCCUGCUGCUCCUUCUCCCGGCUCUGAAGAACGCCGCCUGGGGAGCGCCCACCUCCGCGCCGGUGCAGCCAGGAAGUUGUGAACAGUACACAAAUAAAACUUGUAAAGAGUGCCUGAAAAAUGUCACGUGUUUAUGGUGCACCAGCAACAAAAAAUGCAUAGAAUAUCCUGUUAGGAGUAUCCUUCCACCCAGCUCUCUUUGCGCACUGAGUUCUGCUCGCUGGGGUACAUGUGAAGUGAAUUUUGAAGCUCUGAUUAUUACGAUGUCUGUGGUGGGAGGAGGCAUCAUUAUUGCUCUGUUUGUUUGCUGUUGCUGCUGCUGUAGGAAGAAAAAGAGCAAAAUACCAGAUAAGGAAGAGGAAAAAGCUGCCAGGGAGAAGGAGCAAAGAAGAGUAAGGCAGGAAGAGAGGAGAGCAGAGAUGAAAUCUAGACAUGAUGAAAUCCGGAAAAAAUAUGGUUUGUUUAAAGAAGAGAACCCAUAUGCCAAAUUUGAAAACAACUAAAAUACAGAAACCAUGUCUAGCAAUGCUGUGUAUACACUACUGCUACGAAAGAGCCUAUAUAUCUAGAUGCCUUAAUUGCAAAUGGAAGAAGUCAUCCUUACACAAGACAAAACCAGCUAUAAUUCCAAUGAGCUGUUAACAAAUGGAUCAAGCCAGACAUACCUCUUAAAUUCCUACAGGUUUGGCAGACUGCAAGAUGUUAAGUUUCUGCUUUCUGCCUGCUCUGCAGGUCCUUUGCUAGUCCAGUGUUUUGCUUGUAAUGCAUAUCCUUUGCUAGAGCUUGAACAAAAUCCUUCAUGGAGGGGCAGUGAACUAGUAUUCCUCCAAUCGUUAAUCGUUAAUUGUUAAUCUAAAAAUAGGAGAGUCACACAAGUCUUAAUUCUGCUACUAUCAAAAAUGCCUAACCACUUUUGGAAACCAGUUUUUCUACAGUACAGGAUUUUUUUAUCCUGGGAUUAUGAGGUUUUGCACUUUUAUGUAAAUUCUAUUUUUUCAUCUUUAAAUUGUAUGCAAAAUAUUGUUCCUUUCUCUUCUUGUGUCUUUUAAUCACUUCUCAAUAACUUCAACACAUAUUUAAAGAAUGAUUUAAUGGAUUUUUAUGCCAGGAUGUAUUGAAUGGAUAUUUGUCUUAGAAUUUUAAAGGCUCUGCUAUAUUUAAAGUCAUUGAUAGCCCUGACAAAAGUACUGUUUGUAAUAUGAUGUUGCCAAAUCCUUGUUGUAUCUGAAGCAAUAUGUAAUUUCAGGAAGAAUGUUCAUAAUAGCCAAAUAAUUAGAAGAAUGAAAAGUCUCCUUUUUAAAUUAAAAAAAAAGAAAUUACAGUAGACCUUGGGGUUAACUUCUAUCCAGGUAAAGCCCUGUUCCUUGACACAAUCUCAGCUUGAUGCAGUAGCUGGUUUCUCAGGCUCUUCUACAGUUGAGUCCUUUGCACUAUGAUAUCUUUCUGAUAAUGCAGACCAUGCCACUAGGAAAAUAAUUCGUGUUAUAAUGCCAGUGGGAAGAGUAGGUUGAAAAGGCCACUGUGGAAAAAUGAGAGGUGGGGGUUUGUUUUCAAGGGAAUAUGGAACAUGUAUUUUCUAGGGGGUGUCUUGAAUAUACCAACUGGGCUGAAAGUGAGCAAAGUGCACAAAACUCUUCAGGCACACGAGUUGCUGGUGAGGAACUAGGGUAUAAUGGACACAAUUGUCAGUGACAUUCUUGCAGAUGUCCCCUCUGGCACACAAAUUGGAAGGAAGAGUGUUUAAAUGUGCCAUUUUGAUGGCCACUGUUUUUGGCAAGACAAAAUUCUAGAGGGUAUAUUAAUCACUUCCUCACGUGUUGCAUUGCAUUGGACUGAACAUUCCAUUGUGACCUUAAAAUUUGUAUAGGUGUCGACAGUGGCACAAACUUUUAAAUUAGAACUGAAUGUAUAUAAUCUUCUGUUUACUAUUUUUAUAAAUGUCAGUGACCUUUGCAAAGCUCCCUAUAAUUCUGCCUAAACUAUGUAUGUGAUUCAGAAAUCAUGAGAAGUUUUGUAUGCUUCUCUGUUGCCAUGUUAAUAAAUAUUAAGUAUAUUACUACCUA